Lates calcarifer (barramundi perch) is the source of this 3138-nucleotide messenger RNA. RefSeq names its product MAX dimerization protein MLX (gene mlx). The record is from RefSeq and is a predicted model, not a curated record. The coding region runs from base 75 to 809 and encodes 244 amino acids. Gene Ontology annotation, biological process: regulation of transcription by RNA polymerase II. Gene Ontology annotation, molecular function: RNA polymerase II cis-regulatory region sequence-specific DNA binding; protein dimerization activity; DNA-binding transcription factor activity, RNA polymerase II-specific. Lineage: Eukaryota; Metazoa; Chordata; Actinopteri; Centropomidae. The transcript has 8 exons. Gene Ontology annotation, cellular component: nucleus.
UCCGAAACUGGUAACAAAGCUGAAAUCUACGAGAUGGACGUGAAGGCAGCAAUGCCGUGUAAUUGCAUUCCAAAAUGACGGACCCGACGACGUCGCCAGAGGACCACUGGAAAACAGAUGGUGCCUUCAGCGACAGUGGCUUUGACCACAAUUUCUUUGCUGAAACUGCCAGAAAGGGUACCGUCGUGUCCAGGGCCAACAGUAUCGGCUCGACAAGUGCCUCUUCGGUACCAAACACAGAUGAUGAAGACAGUGACUACAGGCGUGAGACGUCAUAUAAGGAUGAAUAUAAAGAUCGGCGGAGGCAAGCGCACACACAGGCUGAGCAGAAGCGCAGGGAUGCUAUCAAGAAAGGUUAUGAUGAUCUCCAGGCGAUAGUGCCAACUUGCCAGCAGCAGUCUGAAUUUGCAGUGGGAGCACAGAAGAUCAGCAAGGCUACAAUUCUGCAGAAAACAAUUGACUACAUCCAUUUUCUUCAUAAAGAAAAGAAGAAGCAAGAGGAGGAAGUUUCUGUACUGAGGAAAGAAGUGAUGGCACUGAAGAUCAUGAAAACGAACUAUGAGCACAUAGUGAAGGCCCACCAGAACAACCCACAGCAGGGAGAUCAGGUGUCUGACCAGGUCAAGUUCAACAUCUUUCAGAGUAUCAUGGAUUCCCUGUUCCAGUCGUUCAGCAAUUCUGUGUCAGUGAACAGCUUCCAAGAACUCUCCGCCUGUGUUUUUAGCUGGAUCGAGGAGCACUGCACACCACAGACACUGAGGGAGUUUGUGGUCGGGGUGCUCCGGCAGCUCAGUGGUCAGCUUUAUUGAUCCAGUGAAACCUCUGGACUGAACUCCCAGACUUUGGGCUCGCGCUGGCCUCUCAGGGUGGAGUAAAAACUUUUAUCAGCCUCAGGCCACACCACAGUAUUUACACUCACUUCAGCUCAUCUGUGCCUCCCUGGCUGCAAUUGGAUUACCUCAGCCCACACACCAUGGACAGAGAUGAAAAGUUGCAUUGGAUUGAGCAGUUUUAUGUUUAAGAGUGAUCACUUCCUGAUCUCUUUCUAACUGUAAGUGUACAUACAUAGAUAGCUGAAUAUAUCUCAGCCUCUGCUGACUGUUUGUGUUUCUUACUGUUAUUCUGCAAAGAAAUGCAACGAAAACACAACAGCUCAGAACUCACAGUAAGACAUUGCAAAUGAAUGUGUGUUAAAUGCAUUGGGCAGGCAAACCAGUAGCAUGCAUCUUGUUGCAGUAACUGUCUGCAGUGACUGGAGCUGCCCCCUUUUAGAGAUUAAUAAUCACUGGGAAGAUUCAUCAGCAAGAGUCUGCUCACAGACUGAGUAAAUUGAUGGCAUUGCAUCCGCAACUUGUUAAUUUAACAAAUGGAAAUAGAGAAGGGUGAUGGGAAACUCAUGAGCCCGCACCUUCCCCCUUGUCACUAUUGAGCAGUUUCUACCUUAAUGCUGAAUCAAAGGGCUCCUCUCAGCUUCAGUGCACAAACAUUGUGAGUCAGCCAUAUCACUCCUGAAUGAUAGCAUACAAUAGAAAAUACUCCACUACUACUUUACGGCAGGGCAACUGUCACUUCUCCUAACUGUUCAAUCAGGAGCAAGCAAGAGACAAACUGUGAGGUUUUUAUCAAUGCAGCUGUGAUGAGCCAACAAAGAUGCUGAAAUCUCAUGGGUGACAGGUGUGCAAUGUAGGUAGCAUACAAGUGUAAAAUGUAUGAAUCAUUGUUUAUAUACAGUUUAUUUACUUUGAGUUUAAUUGAGCUACACCGCACAUUGUGAAGCGAUCAUGUUUAUAUACAGGCAGUCAUUCAAUUGCAGUUAUACAUGUUGUGUUUAUUUGGGAGAUGAUGUUAAGUCUUGAUUUUGAUGAAUCUGUCAGAUUGCAGUUUUCUCUUCAAUCGGGUUUCAUUAGUUUUAAUGCCAACAUGAUAAAUGCUGUUUACUUUAUCAGUGGCUUUUGUGAUCAGUAACAGUUCAUUAGAAAUGGUGUGAUAGUCAGCAUCACUGUGAUGAAAGUGUUUUGUAGCGUACAGCAGUCACAGGCUUCUGGAGAGAUACUGAACAGAGCCAUGCACAGAUUUACAGCCAUGCUGUACUGAAAUGAAAAUAUGUGAUUUUCAAAUAGAUGACAUAAAGCUAAUUUUUUGACAGAUUUGUUUCCAUAGUUGUUCUACUAUUUCUGCUUUAAUCACAGGGAAACGCUGAUUUUUGCCCUGUCUUGUCAUGUUGCUUUAAGUGUUUUGAUAGUUCUUUUACAAAAGCCAUUUACACUCAGUGGUUACUUUAGUAGGUACACCCAUAAUAUCUAAUGCAAUCCAAUACACCAGCUCAGCCUUUAAAAAAUAACAGUGUUCAAUGUUUUUGUCCUCACUGUCAAAAGGUAUUACUGAGGUUGUAGGUUGCAGCGAUGUUGAACUGGAUUUGCAAACAUAAUGCAGCCCAGCCCAAGUUAUAUUAUUACAUCUCUGACCGUGUUAACAAAAACUGAACAUUAUCUUAUUUUGGGGAAUAGAAUUUAAGGCAGAGCUCUUGUUAAAUUGCAUUGCACCUAAAAAAGUGACCACUGAAUGUAUAUUACCAUCCAAAGAGUGAUAUCAACAGAAAGGUUUAAAAAAAAAAAAAAAAAAACAGCCGAUGAACCUGUAAAACCUCCUCAGUGCUUUAAGAUAGCUGAGAAAGAGGUGCAUUUCUCUCAUAAAUAUUUUGGCUGCAAUAUUGAAUGAAAUACCUGAAAAUUACAAAUAACUGUCCAUGCUUCAUACAUUCAGUCAUUUAUUGCCAGUUUUCAAAAAAAAAAAAAAACAUGGCAGCAAGAUGGACUUAAACAUGUAAUGAGAACAACAAAAAAUGUAAACAUCUCGAAGCUAUAAUAAAAAAUUUGUAGACACUUUCAUCAUAGGCUUAGGAUUGGUUUCAUGGCUUUAAAAAGGGAAAACUUAAACAACGUUGCCUAUGAGGUGACCAGCAUCCCUCAGUGCUGUCUAAUGACUUGAUGUAGUGCUAGUGUCACCAAAGUGAUAAAGCUAUUUUUAUAUGAGUAUACUUUAAAAUACAAUAAGUGUUUUUUCCAUUCAACUUUUAUUAAAGAUGUACUAUUUGUUCAAAAGAAAGGUUAUAAAUAAAGUAAUGUGCUGUAGCUCAAA